AGCGAGCCAACAUUUUGAAAGAGGUACAGAUCAUGCGGAACCUCGACCAUCCGAAUGUCGUCAAGCUUUUGGAAUUUUUGGAAUCGAGAGACUACUAUUACCUUGUGCUUGAGCUGUGCUCAGGUGGCGAGCUGUUCCACCAGAUUGUCAGACUGACCUACUUCUCGGAAGAUUUGGCACGUCACGUUAUCACUCAGGUGGCCGAGUCAAUUCACUACCUGCAUGAGGUCAAGGGUGUGGUACAUCGAGACAUCAAGCCAGAAAACUUGCUUUUUGAGCCGAUUGAUUUUGUGCCAUCCAAGAACCCUGUUGUUCGUUCAGGUGAAGACGAAGAAAAGGAAGACGAGGGUGAGUUCUUGCCCGGAGUAGGUGCCGGUGGCAUUGGUGUCAUCAAGAUUGCCGACUUUGGACUUUCAAAGGUUGUCUGGGACGCACAAACCAUGACACCGUGUGGUACUGUUGGCUACACUGCUCCAGAAAUUGUCAAGGACGAGCGGUAUUCCAAAUCUGUUGACAUGUGGGCGCUUGGCUGCGUGCUGUAUACGCUGCUCUGUGGCUUCCCGCCCUUCUAUGACGAGUCCAUCCAAGUGCUCACAGAAAAGGUGGCUCGUGGACAGUACACAUUCUUGUCUCCAUGGUGGGACGAUAUUUCCAAGAGUGCUCAAGAUCUCAUCUCGCACUUGUUGACCGUCGACCCGGAUCAGCGCUACACGAUUGACGAGUUUCUUCAGCACCCGUGGAUCAAGGAGACACAAGAACCCACUGCACCGGCAACGGAUGCGCCACCCACGGGCUUGGAUGCACAAACACCCACAACGCAACAUAUGGAUCAAUUACCGUUGCAAACACCCGGCGGCCGAUACAACAUCCCAGAGACACCCGGUGGCACACGCCGCGACUUUAGGUCUCCCGGUCUGGUUGCCCUGCGUGAAGUGUUUGAUGUCACGUAUGCUGUUCACCGGCAAGAGGAGGAAGGUGCACGCAGGAAUAAUGCAAAACACGCCAAUUACCGGCUUGCCAACCUCAAUGCCAUGGACGAAGACGAAGAGGACGAGUAUAUGGCGAACGAGACAGAUCAGCAGGCGUCAGACAGCAAUGGCCUUCAUGGUCGUCGUGGCAUCUCCAAUGUCGAGGGCGUGACGGAUAAACUCCAAAACACGUCCUUGGCUGGUGAAAAGAAGCGGCGUGUCGCAGAAAUUCCAGCAGCAAGGCAACCGCAAUCCAGGAAGAAGGGCUUCGAGCUCAACAUGGACAAUGCGACCUUGCUUGGCCGUAGAAAGGCGCCGGCGCACUAAUUCAGAAGGUCGUCCGCGCGUUCAUACAAUUAGUGUCACUCAUUUUUGCACAGUUGCUCCACACAGAAAUGGUUAUAUUAUGGUACACGGAUAGCGAUCCACUGAGUUCCUAUGCUUUAGCACCUUCAUCGUCGCUCUCAUCGAAUUCGUCGUCCCGCUGCGCCUUGCCAUUGGCCUUUCUCGCAUUAGGGUCCUUGUCAUCUUCAUCCGCAUCCGAGUCGUAGUCGACAUCACGCGGCACAUCUUGCAUCUGUACACUUGGUGCAAACGCCGUAUGUCUCAGAUUCUCCUUGACCUGCGUCAGUAUCUUAUCGAGGUAUUCGCGCGAGUUCAUAUUCUCCAUAUUGUUUGGCCGCACGUCAAGCUUGUAGUCUG
Messenger RNA from Protomyces lactucae-debilis, 1670 nucleotides. RefSeq names its product kinase-like domain-containing protein. The record is from RefSeq and is a predicted model, not a curated record. Gene Ontology annotation, biological process: protein phosphorylation. Bases 33 to 1295 code for a protein of 420 amino acids. Gene Ontology annotation, molecular function: ATP binding; protein kinase activity. The transcript has a single exon. NCBI's taxonomy places the organism in Eukaryota, Fungi, Ascomycota, Taphrinomycetes, Taphrinales, Protomycetaceae.